GAUUUUGACGAACCAGAAAAGUUGCUGAGUUCCGAAAACGUCAACUACACCGCACUGCAACAAUUGGCUCGUGAGAUUGCCACAUUUGCUACCCGUGGUGGGCUGAAACGCCUGGACUUUGCACUGAACUCUCGCGGUGAACCUGAUGUAGCUGUGUUCGAUUUCACCAGUCUUAGUACUGCUCAAUAUGCAUGUUCUGUUUCCGAUCGUAAGGGUCGGCCUCUCUGUCGAUGCUUGGUUGGUGAUGCUCUACUUGAGCCAUUUUGGCCACGAGGGAGUGGUUGUGCACUUGGUUUUCUUUCGGCACUCGAUGCUGCGUGGGCUGUAAGUCUAUUCGCAGCGGGACAUCAUGCUCUUCGGGUCAUAGCAUGGCGGGACUCCGUCUACCAGCGUCUCAGUCAAACUUCUCCCUCCAAUAUGCCUCCGAAUUUCUCCGCUUAUACACUCAUUCCAAAUACUCGCUAUACAUAUGCAGAUCUGGAGUUAGUCAGACCAAUGCAAGUUCGUCAUCUUUACGACUCCGAUGUAAUCGCCAAUAUGACAGACCGAAAAUCUUUCUCCUUUCUCCGUGACUCCGUCAAAUUUGACAAUCCAGACCUGGUAUCUUCACCGAAAAAUAUUGACCUUAUAAAUAAACACUACACUCCUCUAGUCAGUCUUCUCAAAUGGUACCAACUUCGACUUUCACCUUAUUCAGAACCCAUUUGUCCACCGAUAUUUGAUUUGUCUGCAGAGACUUGGUCAGAUGGUCGGGCGUUGAGAUGUCUGUUGCAUAAAUAUCGCCCAGAUUUGGUGGCUGAAAAUAUAAGCUGUCCACUUGGAUUGAAUGAGACUAUGCGUCUCUUUACCGAGAACUUUGGGGCUCCGCAGAGGCUUACGUCGCAAGGAUGGCCGAAAUAUCUUAUGAAUCUCCAUGCCUGCCUUAACAAAUGCGACCCAGCAUUUGUGGCAAACAUGACCGUUCGAGCACAGCUUAUUAGCACUAACCGUGUCCAGAACCGACGUUCCUUCGUGGUAGCCUCCCCGACGGGAUCAAUCCGUUCCUUAAAUCGAUAUAUCGAUCCACUAGCCUCCCCUCGAGUUUCCUCAUCCUCUAACACUCGCCCACUUCUCUCGCCAUGCUUAGAAUUACGUCGGGUGAAUGUGGGCAAACUCAGACGCAAUUUGGAGAACUCUGGUACAUCUGUCACUCCUCCACCUAACACUCGUCAAAUCAGGGAAGAGGCCUCAAAUACUGUGGAAAAGGGUAUUAUGUCUAAACGAAGAUCGGAAUUUAUUGCAAUGUUGCUGUUAUGGGCUGGGAAACAGGCUCUGUAA
This is a messenger RNA of Rodentolepis nana, 1317 nucleotides long. The record is from the annotation of a GenBank genome assembly. NCBI's taxonomy places the organism in Eukaryota, Metazoa, Platyhelminthes, Cestoda, Cyclophyllidea, Hymenolepididae.